This is a messenger RNA of Effrenium voratum, 1605 nucleotides long. Lineage: Eukaryota; Dinophyceae; Suessiales; Symbiodiniaceae. The record is from the annotation of a GenBank genome assembly.
AUGAGCUACCAGAGUGAAAUCCAGACCGCGUCCGACCUGAUCUCCGCGCAAGGGGCGCCGUGGGACGGCAUCAAUGCCGAAUAUGUGGCGCGCAUGCGGCUGCAGAACCGGUUCAAGACCGGCCUCGACAUCGCCAAGUACACGGCGAAGAUCAUGCGCGAGGACAUGGCCGCCUAUGAUGCGGACCCGGCCAACUACACGCAGUCGCUGGGCUGCUGGCACGGCUUUAUCGGCCAGCAGAAGAUGAUAUCCAUCAAGAAGCAUUUCGGCUCGACCAAGCGCCGCUAUCUCUAUCUUUCGGGCUGGAUGGUCGCCGCGCUGCGCUCCGAUUUCGGCCCGCUGCCCGACCAGUCCAUGCACGAAAAGACCUCCGUGCCGGCGCUGAUCGAAGAGCUCUACACCUUCCUGCGCCAGGCCGAUGCGCGCGAACUGGGGGGCCUCUUCCGCGAACUGGACAAGGCGCGCGAUGCCGGCGACGAGGUCACCGCCGCCGCCAUCCAGAAGAAGAUCGACGGGUACGAGACCCACAUCGUGCCGAUCAUCGCCGACAUCGAUGCCGGCUUCGGCAAUGAGGAGGCGACGUAUCUUCUGGCCAAGAAGAUGAUCGAGGCGGGCGCCUGCGCGCUGCAGAUCGAAAACCAGGUGUCGGACGAAAAGCAGUGCGGCCACCAGGACGGCAAGGUCACGGUGCCGCAUGCCGAUUUCCUCGCCAAGGUGCGCGCCUGCCGCUACGCCUUCCUGGAGCUGGGCGUCGAUGACGGCAUCAUCGUCACCCGCACGGAUUCGCUGGGCGCGGGCCUGACCAAGCAGAUCGCGGUUUCCAACGAGCCGGGCGACAUUGGCGACCAGUACAAUUCGUUCCUGGAUUGCGAAGAGGUGUCGGAAGACGAGAUCGGCAAUGGCGACGUGCUGAUCCGCCAGAACGGCAAGCUGGUCCGCCCCAAGCGCCUGCCGAGCGGGCUGUUCCAGUUCCGCGAAGGCACGGGCGAGGCGCGCUGUGUGCUCGACUCGGUCACCUCGCUGCAGAACGGCGCCGACCUUUUGUGGAUCGAGACCGAAAAGCCGCAUAUCGGCCAGAUCGGCGGCAUGGUCUCGGCGAUCCGCGAGACCAUCCCGAACGCCAAGCUGGUCUACAACAAUUCGCCGUCCUUCAACUGGACGCUGAACUUCCGCCAGCAGGUCUAUGAUGGCUGGGUCGAGGCCGGCAAGGACGUUUCCAGCUAUGACCGCGACCGGCUGAUGAGCGUCGAGUAUGACGGUUCGGACCUGGCGGCCGAGGCCGACGAGCGCAUCCGCACCUUCCAGGCGGACGCGGCGCGCGAGGCGGGUAUCUUCCACCAUCUGAUCACGCUGCCGACCUACCACACGGCGGCCUUGUCGACGGACAAUCUCGCCCGCGAAUAUUUCGGCGAGCAGGGCAUGCUGGGCUACGUCAAGAACGUCCAGCGCGAGGAAAUCCGCCAGGGCAUCGCCUGCGUCAAGCACCAGAACAUGGCCGGCUCGGACAUGGGCGACGACCACAAGGAGUAUUUCUCCGGCGACGCGGCCCUGAAGGCCGCCGGCGAAGACAAUACGAUGAACCAGUUCGCCAUGCCGGCGGAGUGA